UCCCGAUGCCAUACCACACUGAUGCAUUAGACUGUUAAACUUGGCAAUAAAGGAAGUUUGUGGUCGCUUUUUGCUCACAGCCUCAACGGAUCGCAUGAAGCGAAAACAACAGACAUCGCACAACAAACACUGAAAAAUGAAAAGUUCUCAAGUUGUGACCUGGAGCACACGCGUGUCCGACAGGUCCGGGGAAAGGAUUGGAUCGUUAUCUGUUGCAACAACUCAACUGAUCAAAGUGCAUUCAACACACAAGUCAUUAUUCAGACUGGGCAAAGACGUGCAUAACACCAACCUCACCGCUGUCAGGAGCUGAUUAUCCGCACUACAAACGCACAAGAAUUAGAGUUAUCCUUUGGCACGGGUGAUGACAGACAGGAACGACUGAUCUUCAGUCUGUGUGUGAAUGAAAUGGUGACUGGAAUGAAGGAGAAGACACAAUGGAAAGAGUUUAUCGAGACCAUAAGUGUUCUGCAGUUGGUGAUGUCUUUCCUUUUUUUAGGUGUGGCGUGUUUGACAUUAAUGGUCUACCUGAUGUUCACCUCUCUCUGGCCCAUUCCCACUCUCUACUUCACGUGGCAGCUGCUGGACUGGUACACACCUGAGAGAGAGGGCAGGAGGACAGAGUUUGUGAGGAAAUGGAAGGUGUGGGAACACUUCAGAGAUUACUUCCCUGUAAAGCUGGUGAAGACAGCGGAGUUGAGUCCCAGUAAGAAUUAUAUACUGGGUUGUCACCCCCAUGGCAUCAUGAGUGUGGGAGCAUUCUGCUGUUUCAGCACAGAGAGCUGUGGAUCCGCUCAGCUCUUCCCUGGUGUCCAGCUAACCCUGGCAAUCCUGGCCGGACUCUUCAGAUUACCACUGUUCAGAGACUACAUCAUGAGUGCCGGGCUGCGUCCGGUAAGUAAGGAGAGCAUUGAAUACCUGCUGAGCCGCUGUGGAGAGGGGAACGCAGUGGUCAUCAUUAUAGGAGGAGCAGAGGAGUCUCUGGCCUCCUCUCCAGGAGUAAACACCGUGGUGAUGAGACAGAGGAAGGGCUUUGUCAGACUGGCCCUGGAGAACGGGGCAGACCUGGUGCCUGUCUACUCCUUUGGGGAGAAUGACCUGUUCAAACAGGUGGUGUUUCCAGAGGGGAGCAUGGGUCGCAGGCUGCAGAGCAUCUUUAAACAUGUCAUGGGUUUUGCUCCAUGUCUGUUUGCAGGGGAGCGUUGGCUCCUCAUGCCUUACAGGAGUCCAGUAACCACCGUGGUGGGCAGUCCCAUCAGUGUGCCCAGGGUCCCGUGUCCAUCAGAGGAGCAGGUAGAUCACUACCAUAGACUGUACAUGGAGGCUCUCACUCAUCUCUUCCACAAACACAAGACCAGCUGUGGUCUGAAAGACUCACACCAGCUCCAGAUCAUCUAAACACACCUUCACAUGAAUGGAAUCUGUACACACACACACAAACACACACACCCCUUCGCACACUGGGCUGUGUUCUUAGUGCUCAGCCUGAAUGAGAACUGUAACAAAGGGGAACUGGUUAAUCAGGUAUUUGACUUUUACAGAUGUGUGAACAUAUUCAUAAAUUCUUGCAUUUCACCUUUAGUCUGAAUGCACGUAGGCUGUAGCUUUAACAGUACAUCUUUUAUAAUACCUGCUAUGUUAGAUGGAAACAAGCUGUACAUUAUCUCUGAUGCAUCUUUUGUCAGAGAUUGGACAACUCAGGAAUUGUCUACAACACCAAUCCCACAGAUCCACCAGGCUGUGACGGGGGUGUCAGAGCUCAAGCACCCAUACCGUGUCAUGAUUUAGGACAGUCGUGAUGUUAAUGCAUGUGAUGCUGGGACAGAGCAAGGAAAGACUACUGUAGCACAAUGUUGCUCUGUAUUGGGCAUUAUGUUUGGAUUCCUUUCAAUAAAAAAUGUCUUUUAUAUAGACUGUCUCCUCAAAGACCACGUGUUAGAGUACCCUUAUGUCUCCAACCUGCUUAUGGUGUGAGAUGUACGUUUAUGAAGAGACACUGGGAACUGUGCAUUGCACCACUGUGAACGAUGAUGCAGUUUUUUAAAUGGUCUCUUUUCAAUGACUGUACAAUGGAAUUUGAAUUUUUGUGCAGACAUGUUGUAUCAGCCAAUGUAUUGUGGUGAAGCCAUUCUGAAAGGUUUACAGAAAAUACAAAAAUGAAACAGGUUUCAAAUAAAUUAUUUCUGUGGGAUUUA
Chanos chanos (milkfish) is the source of this 2195-nucleotide messenger RNA. RefSeq names its product monoacylglycerol O-acyltransferase 3b (gene mogat3b). The record is from RefSeq and is a predicted model, not a curated record. The transcript has 8 exons. Gene Ontology annotation, biological process: triglyceride biosynthetic process. Lineage: Eukaryota; Metazoa; Chordata; Actinopteri; Gonorynchiformes; Chanidae. Bases 409 to 1398 code for a protein of 329 amino acids. Gene Ontology annotation, cellular component: endoplasmic reticulum membrane. Gene Ontology annotation, molecular function: diacylglycerol O-acyltransferase activity.